Molecule: messenger RNA, 4729 nt
Organism: Ornithodoros turicata
Lineage: Eukaryota; Metazoa; Arthropoda; Arachnida; Ixodida; Argasidae
Exons: 10
Coding region: 283-3357 (1024 amino acids)
Biological process (GO): negative regulation of transcription by RNA polymerase II
Cellular component (GO): nucleus
Molecular function (GO): transcription corepressor activity; protein binding
Source: RefSeq, a predicted model, not a curated record
AUCACUUUUACUGCUCCCCGUUCCCAGCUCCCCUCGCGAAGCUCCGCGCCGACGGUCAUUCGGCAGGGGAGUUGCCGUCGCGGAGGGUUGUUCGCUACCACGCUCUUGUCCUUGUUGCUCCGCUCGCUGCUUGUUCCGUGUGUGUGCGCGCGCGCGGCGAGUCCACUCUGCGAAUGUGUGUCUGUGUGUGCAUCUUUGCCUGACUUGCGGAUUAAACGAUGAUCAUCCAACUGCGCUUCCAACUGGUGACAGCCCACUACUGAACUAAGUGUUUGCGGCGCUAUGUAUUAUGCGAGCUUCUUCCCUCCGCCCAUGCGUCAGCUUGACGGCAUGGCGGCCUUGGUCGGACGCGGAGAACGGGGCGAAAUCCCACUGGACCUCUCACUUAAGCGGGGUGAUGCUGACGCUGCCGAAGAACUGCUGCUGUUGGAACACCGGAAGCUAGCAGCGGCCGCCUACGCUGCCGGUCGCCCACUGCUCGACCCGGCCACCUACCUCCGCCUCCAGCAACAAUAUCAACAACGUGUCGCUGCCGACGCUUUCCUUCAGCAAGCUGCGGCUCAGCACCAUGCCCUGGCUGCUGCAGCGCGCCUGGGCUGCUUGGACCAGCAUGUUGCUGGCGUGUACCCUUCUCCAAGGACACCUUUCUUGGAGCCCGCACUCGCUGUCAGCAUGAGAGGCGCUGGUGCUCCGGCCCUGGCUCCUGGAGACCUCGCUCGCUCAUUUUACCCACCGACGGCGGCCACCGCGUUCCCAGCUGGACUGCCCCAGGGCUAUUCGUCCAUGUUUGCAGACCUGUUGCCAAAGCCGGAGCAUCGGCUUGCGGAUGAAAAUGGUUUGGUCUCCAGCAAGAGCUCUUACCUCAGCACGCGCUCUCCAGUGAACGGUGAGAAACCGUACGAUCCAGCACGGUACACGGCGGAACAGUUAGCACAGGCCAAGUACGCGCCUACCACAUCAUCGUCCUCUUCGUCCUCGCAUUCUCGGGACCACAAGCGGUCAAGCAGCACGAAGCACUCUGAGUCAACGUCAAGACACAGCGAGUCAUCAUCCAGGCAUCCUGCGGCAUCAACAGCCCACUCUGAUCCGUCACCAGCGUUGUCGUCGCCAAGCCUAAACCUUCUUGGCCCGAGGCCAUCCCUCGGAGGGGGACUAAGCUCAGCUUUCGGCGAGACGCUAAAAAGGGACGACUACCUCCCAGCGCAUCUGUCCUUCUGCCCACCGUGGGGUCUGCCACCUCUUGUCCCACCGGUGUCUGCAGCAUCUUCAGGAUCUCUGCUUACUCCGAGUCCGCAGAAAAAGAAGGAACCUAAAUCUGAACGGGAGUCGCCAAGGAAAAGUCACCACAGUAAUAGUCACAGCAGUCGCCAUGCGGUCCCUCCAAGCAAGAGGGAAGCGAAUCCAACUGCUGACGAGAAUGGCGAUAUCAUAGUCAUCGAUGAAGAGCUGCUUUCAUUAUCAUCCCACAAGACGUCUUCUGCAGGCGGAGGUCGCCCUCCGCCGCCUCCUGAACCACAACGAGCCCGAAUGCCCCGCCUUGAGGCAAUGCAACCUCCAGAUGAAGCUAAGACUUCUCACCUGGACAUCAAGCGCCACUCAAAAAGCCCUCUUAGCCCCCCACCCCUGAUCGCUGCUGUGCCUCCUGCCACUAGCCCAAAGACGGGCGAAGCUGCUUCCAUUGCUGCCAUAUUGAAAGAAAGUCCACCCCACAAGUCCAGCCGACCAAAGUCACACCACGACGAGAAGCCCACAUUGAACUUUUACCACACAAAAAUUGGUGUCACAACUACAGCUCCGUCGACCUUGCCCACCGCGACGACGACAACCGACGCCAGUUACCUGCAUCAGCACCGCCAUUAUCUCAACCACCACCAACUUCACCAUCAUCCACUGGUAAAGCCAAUUGUCAACUCUGAUGUCCUGCCUCCUGGACUGUCGGAGUCGAGUAAAAUAUUGGGCGACGGGGACCGCAAGCCAGCUGAGCGCUCCCCAGAUGUCCGAUACACGAAGGCAGUCUCCGACAAGACCACCGUGGCCGCGAGGCGAGCCGAGGAUCAAAGGAAAGAAGAGAGAAAGGUGGAGGCUACCACGGUUCGGAUACAGAAAGAAAAUGGCGGCGUUCGCUACUCCAUACAUCCCAAGAAACGAAUGGUGGAAGACGACUCCUCUUCAAGCAGCGGUAGCUCUAACCGAAGUUCCCCCAGCGCCCUACCCAAGUCCGCCGAAAGCGGACCGGUCACGAAGAAGGCCAAGCGUCAUAUUCGGCACCAGUUCCUGGCAAGGGCCACGUCAGCGUCUCGAUGCGUCGCCGACGGAGACCUCCAGUCACUGAAGCCGGAAUUUCGUCAGAAGCGUCUUUUCUACCAUGCCGUCAGGAGACGACGGUUGCGUUCUGGCCUUGACAUGAUCCACCGGUACAAGAAAGUGAAGAGUGGUCGGUACAAGGUCGUCCGGCGAGCGCCGAGGAAGCCUUUCAAGGAGGUGAACUAUGGUACUCCACCAGAUCUCAAGAAGUUCUUGGUCAACAAAGCCUUGGGCGAAACAGUUCUGCACCGAGCCGCACGGCUUGGAUAUACUGAUCUGGUUUUAUAUUGCUUGGAAAGCGGAGAAGGCGGGCACGUCGACGCCAGGGACAAUGCCGGUUACACGCCACUUCACGAAAGCUGCUCACGCGGCCACCUCAACAUCGCACGAGCGCUGCUCCAGUACGGCGCCGACGCCAACGCCAGCUCCGCAGGGGGUGUCCGCCCGUUGCACGACGCCGUUGAAAACAACCACGUGGAAGUCGUCAGACUGCUUUUGUCCUACGGAGCCGACGCUACCAUCUCCACCUACGCGGGUCUGAACGCAUUGAAGCUAGCGCGGAGUGCUGUCAUGGUUGAACUGCUGAGAGGAUUCCUUUCCGACAUGUCAGGAGAAAGCGUCGAUGGGAAACCAGUCCUUCCGUGGCACUUCUCGGGGACAGCUUCGUUAAUGGAUCCAUGUGCCACCGGUUACGACGUCCUGUCUGGUGCACCCGAUGAGGAUGACGGAGACGACUUCCUAUUCGAGAUCAGCGACGCGCCGCACAUCCCGACGUUCCGCCUGCCGCUUGAGGCUUCCACUCAAGCGCUGUAUAACUGCAUGCGGCUCUCAGACGUUCUUCUUCGAGUACGUAUGACUGCGGAGGAUUUCAAACAACGCUACCCCGAGAUCGAAAUUCUCAGCUUUCCAAGCCACGAGGUGGACUCCCGGAUAAGCCCGUGGACCUCGGACAUGACUCGCCCUGGAGUUUCCUCUGACAGUUACGUGGACGUCAUAAGGCUCGACGAGCCUGUUCGGCAGCUUCUCGGCAUCGAAACCGUAGCCCUGCGGUGAAAGCAACUCUUUGCAGCUGCCUUCGUUGCUGAAAUAAUGUGCCACGGUGUACGAAGGUAGAGGGCGCUGCUGUGUUGCAUACGGUGUCGUGAAUGGACAAUUGCAUUCGUCAGGACUUCGGCGCUUGUUCAACCAGGAAGGAAAUGUUUUGUGGGUUCUUGAGCAUCAAAAGCAGGGCGUCUCGCACAUCGGAGAUUCGGAGUUUUCUGCUGCAAGAGUCACGAACUGAAGGUGCGGCAGAACUCCCAGUGAUGUGGGCCUGGUAGCUAUACAUAGUCAGCAAAGCAACGCUGUAAUGGAUGUUGUGUUUCCUUCUACAAACAGCUGUCUCCAGAGCUACUGCGCGUCUCUUUCCGGCUUUUAAACUAUGUCGUACACUGUUACUUACGUUUUUUCAGAAGCAGUGAGCUCUCUCGCAUCUGAUUUCACAGCCUUAGCUUUCUGCAUUCGUCCAGAGUGUAUCAUUAUUUUCUCUCGCUCUUUCUUUCUAAUAUACGAAUAAUAAUAAUACGAAUGUGUCCUGCAAUAUCCUGAGUUGAGGUCUUGGAAGAUAACAUGUGCACCGUCUGGCAGAAAAACACGUUUUAUUCUGCUAAAGCUGAGCUAGCAUGCCAUAUACCUAGUCCAUUUUUUAUGCCUUGCUGCCCAGCCUUAGUGUUACACUGUCGCUGUAAAGGUGCAUAGCACGUUGAGUUAGGGUAACACUACAGUUUUCACGCCUCCACCCAGAAUUCCUCAUCUACGAAACCAGUCUAAAUGUUACAUGGCUGUCAAAAGUUCACCUUGCUACACCGCGCCUCGUGAGCAGUUGCGCACCUAUAGAGUUAGGCAGUGUGUUUACAAUCUUGCCAAACCGACCUGUUUCCCUAAGUUCUUGCCGCUUGUAGCCGUCGCAGCAAAGCAUGAAUCGCAGAGCUAUCGCAUGUCUGAACGACGUGUUCCAGAUAAUUUAUUUCUCAUAAUCAGUACACAUUGUCGCGAAUCCUUCCGAGGGCUUCUGUCCCCGGUGUACUGCUGUUUAUCGCAUAAUUUCAUUUAUUCUGUACAUAAUUAGUCCGUACAUUGUGGUUUCACAAUAGUCAAUACAGGAACCGUCCUCUUCGCCAUCCCAAGCGUGUCGCCUAUGCGGUUAAUUAAUAGGAGUGGGUGCACAGUAAAAUCAACGACACUAUCGUACUGUACAUGCCUUUCUUGUCACACCGAAACGUCGUUGAUGUUUCUUUCUUGUCACAAGCGUGCAUCCGAUGUCCGUGGAUGCCGCGUAGAUGUGCUUUCUCCCUUGUUGUAUUUUUGGAUGUAUUAUAUCUAUAUAUUUUGUAAAUAUGUCAUGUAAAUAUAUAAUGAACGAUAAUAUACUGUAUUCAUGGGAUAA